Diaporthe citri is the source of this 645-nucleotide messenger RNA. RefSeq lists its product as uncharacterized. The transcript has 4 exons. The coding region runs from base 1 to 645 and encodes 214 amino acids. The record is from RefSeq and is a predicted model, not a curated record. Lineage: Eukaryota; Fungi; Ascomycota; Sordariomycetes; Diaporthales; Diaporthaceae.
AUGAUAGGGGGUGUAUUAAAAGCUUUCAAGUCGACGGAUGCUUCGUGGUAUGGCCUGUUCCUCAUCCAGUGGGGAAUCAGCUACAACACGGCCAAGCUCCCCGGUAUCAGCAUCGCAGAGUAUCCUGAUUUCCUCCAGGAGGGUCUGAAGGAUAAGCUGGUCCUGACAUACCCCAACGACGAUGACGCAGUGUUGUACCAGUUCUACCUGAUCAUGCAACAGAACGGAGAAUCCUGGUUCGACAACCUCCUGGCCCUCAACCCCCGAUGGGUCCGCGGCACCGCGACACCAGGCACCAUCCUGUCGACCGCCAACGCCACCGAGGCCGCGACCUUCACGCCCUACGGCUCGCCCUACGCCCCGAGCAACACGAGCACGACCGGCGCGCCGCACCCGGAGUCGGCCAAGCUGCUCUUCAACUGGAUGCUCUCGCCCGAGCACCAGGCCACCGGCUGGAGCGUGCGCCAGGACGUCCCCGUGCCCGACAGCAUUCCCUACCCGGACACCUGGCACAUGAACGGGACCAACCCGACGUCUUUCUUUCAGUCUAUGGCGAACCGACCCAACGUCGAGAGGCUCAAGCUGUACUCUGAGGACAAGAUUGGCACCGCGCAGGGCCUGAGCCCACUUGUCGAUGACCUGUAG